Molecule: messenger RNA, 2573 nt
Organism: Archocentrus centrarchus (flier cichlid)
Lineage: Eukaryota; Metazoa; Chordata; Actinopteri; Cichliformes; Cichlidae
Product: transforming growth factor-beta receptor-associated protein 1
Biological process (GO): autophagy; intracellular protein transport; vesicle-mediated transport
Cellular component (GO): membrane; cytoplasm
Source: RefSeq, a predicted model, not a curated record
UUUUCCUCUUUGCUUGAACUGCAUCCAUUUUCCUACAUCAAUUAAUUCCUGCAAUGGCUUUUAGUGCUUUCAGAAGAGCUCACAUAUAUGAAAAGCGAGCAGUCUCAAAAGAGGACAAGUCCUGCAUCCAGUGCCUUGAGUGCUAUGACCGAAAUAUUUACAUAGGGACCAAAGAUGCAGCAGUCCAACACCUCAUUCUUACAAGCAGCACAAAGGGAGAUAUGAGCGUUGGCCUGACCAAAAUCAGAGAAGGUAGGGCAAGAAAACUAGGCUCAAGCAACUCUGUAACUCAGCUGAGGGCAGUCCCACUUUUCAACCAUCUGCUGGUCCUGUGGGACCGGAGCGUUACUGCCCUCAACAUGUUUUCCUUAGAGCCUGUUCCUGCUCUGAAGAAGAUCCAGCACGUGUCUUUGUUUGAGGUGUGCGACUCAUCGCUCACAUCACAGGCAACAUGUGUGCAGAUGGUGACAUCCUCCAGCCGCAGGAAAGUGCUCCUGAUCCAUGUGGUGGGAGUGGACAGGUGGGUUGUAAAGGAAGUCUCUUUGCUCCAAGACCCUGUGGCCUUGGCAGUGGAUGGUGCAACUCUGUGUCUUGCUACCAGUGACAGGUACCUCCUCUGUGAUAUUCAGACUGGGAGCUGUGAGGAGCUUUUUCCUCAUAAUCACAGCAGGCAGUAUGUCAUCGUUACCUCACUGGGACAAGGUGAAUUCCUCCUGAAUGGGCCUGAAUAUUUGGGCAUGUUUGUGAUGAAGACGGGGAUAUGCCAGCGCCCUCCCCUGCAGUGGCCUCAGGAGGUGCUGGGGGCCGGGGUAUGUUUCCCUUACAUCCUAAGCCUGCAGCCCGAAUUGUUGUCUGUCUACAGCAUGUUAGAUCAGCAACGCAAACAGACUGUGAGUCUCAAUGGAGCAAAGGGUCUGCUUUCCACUUCAGACGGUGUGUUAGUGUUCACAGACAGAGACAUUUUCAGCCUGACCCUGGUGCCAUUCGAAGAGCAAAUCCAGGCACUUGUAAGACACGGUAGGGUUGAGGAGGCCUUACUGCUGCUGGAAGGAGCUCAAAGCCAUCGUCCACUUGACUCAUACAAGGAGCUACAGAAGGCCAUCAAUUGCCUGGCUGGAUUUGCUCAUUUUACCAGGAUGGUCUUUUCCCAAGCCAUAUUAUUCAUCAAAGGUGAGCUGGACCCCAGAGAAAUCAUUCGCCUCUACCCUGAUAUAUGUCUCGGUGUGGACUUUCAAUCUCAUCUUGAUCAAAUAAACAAGGGCAGAGAUCUCCAGGUGCUCGAGAAGGAGGACAGAAACAAAUUUCAUCGUUACCUGGCCUUCCUGGGAGAUUUUCUCAGAGCAGUAAAAGGGACAGAGCAAGGCCUGAAGUGCAGUAAGGCAGUGGACAGCACCCUCUUGAGGCUGUAUAUAGAAAUGGAAGAUGGUGAAAAACUCCAACAGCUUGUGGCCUUUCCCAAUAAUUGCAGCCUGGACCUCUGUGUUCCUCUUCUGGAGCAAAACCCCAGGUUUUUUGCUUUAGGUUCCCUCUAUGAAGUCAUGGAUGCUAAUGGUUAUAUUCUUCCAGAUUUGGUGAAGAUUACAGACGGCUUCUAUAAGGAUUCUUCCUGCUCAGAUGUAUAUGGACACAUAGUGAGGACCCUCAGUCAGCUCAGAGACAAAGACAACCGUGUGGGAAUUGCAGAUUGGAUUUUACAAAGAAACCAAGAGACAGGUGUGCAGAUUUUCACCAAGCGUCCACCAGAUGGUCAAUUUGAAACACCAGAUGUCCUUACAUUACUGGAGAAGUUUCCACUGGCAUUGAUUUUCUAUCUUGAGUACUUAAUCCACGAUUUAAACAGCGAGGAAGAGAGCCAUCACAACCGUCUGGCCCUGGCAUAUGUUACUCAGAUGCUGCAAGAAGAUGAAACAGACUCAAAUGUGAGGGUGACCAGAGGGAAAUGCAGGCAGCUGCUAUGGGAGUCCAAAUUCUAUAACAUCUCCACAGUGUAUGACAGCAUAAAGUCAACAACCCUACACCCAGAGAAAGCUAUUCUCCUUGGUAGAGCUGGUGAACACUGCCAAGCACUGCAGAUGCUUGUACAUGAGGAGAAAGACCUCCAGGCUGCAGAGGCCUACUGCUGCAGGGCUGUCCAGGACCAGGGUUCACAGUUCAGGCAGGUCCUCCUGCUCACUCUUCUCCAAAUCUACUUGAGCUCCAAAGAUCUCACAGGUGCAGCUGUGGAUCUACUCAAUAACCACCCUCAGGUUUUUGCACUGGAGAAGGUACUCCAGCUCCUUCCUGAAUCAUGGUCUGUUCAACUGGUCUCUCAGUUUUUAAUUGGAUCCCUCAGGGAAAACUUCCACCAGAUGCAGAUGGGAAGACUGCAACAGGCUUUGGCACGGGCGGAACUCUUGAGGCACAAGGUCAUUUGGAUGCGGGCAUCAAAAACAAAGUUCAGAGUGGACAAGGAGCAAAAAUGUAGCGUUUGCCAGAGAGACCUCACAGAACCACACUUUGCCCGUAACCCGCAGGGCAACACUCUCAUUUUCAUGACUUGCUACCUUGGGGUUUGGCAGAGUGCCACUGGGUGA